This is a messenger RNA of Oryzias melastigma (Indian medaka), 7264 nucleotides long. It is a transcript of the gene nfasca, whose product is annotated as neurofascin homolog (chicken) a. The transcript is spliced from 35 exons. Gene Ontology annotation, molecular function: cell-cell adhesion mediator activity. The record is from RefSeq and is a predicted model, not a curated record. The coding region runs from base 518 to 4756 and encodes 1412 amino acids. Gene Ontology annotation, biological process: brain development; cell-cell adhesion. NCBI's taxonomy places the organism in Eukaryota, Metazoa, Chordata, Actinopteri, Beloniformes, Adrianichthyidae.
GCAGUGCAGCGCGUGUGUACAAGGCUCAUUAAUAUUUCAUGAGGUGGGAGGGGUGAGGAAAGGGGGCGGUGACAGAUGGAGAAUCAGAGAGAGAGACGGCGACAGGGAAACAGAAGGAGGAAAAGGAGAGCAGUGGAGGACGGGGACAGACUGGUUUUUCUCUUCUGUGGAUCAAAGGAUCACAGAGGGCCGGAAGCAGCUUUUCCUGGAUGCUGAAGGAUUUAUGGACAUGGAGGUUUGGCACACCCCCCCGGCUCUGACGCUCACCUGCAUUCUGGUGUGACUCAGUGGUGAAGAGUGAAACGGAGCUGCUCCAACAAGCUCACACAUCGAGUCUCCUGAGGAGCCUGUGAGGCUGUAGACGGCAUCUGGUGCUCCGUGGCUGUCGAGCUCAGAUUUUUGAACUGUCUGAGCAGCACAAGAGGAGGGAGAAACUCAUCUGUGAGCGCCUCCCCACGGGUGUCAGGACAACCAUCACAGAGCUGAGGAGCCAGGGAAGCCACAAGGAGAGAGAGACAUGUUGGGGCGGGGUGUAUAUGUGGCCUUGACGCUCGUGUUGUUCCUGCUGCUGUGGCAGGAAGCAGGACUCAUCGAAGUUCCUCUUGACUUGAAGCAGCCCCCCACCAUUAUUAAACAAUCGGUGAAGGACUACAUUGUGGACCCCAGAGAUAACAUCAUCAUCGAGUGUGAGGCCAAGGGCAACCCAAUCCCGACGUUCUCUUGGAAAAGAAACGGGAAGUUUUUCAACAUUGGAAGUAAUCCAACGGUGACCAUGCGAAAGCGCUCUGGGACCUUAGAAAUUGGGAUCCGGCUGGGGGAACGACCUGAGGACUACGAGGGGGAGUACCAGUGCUUUGCCAGGAACGACCAUGGAAUGGCUAUGUCCAACAAGAUCCUGCUGCGGGUCUCCAAGGCUCCUCUGUGGCCCAAAGAAGUUCUGGAGCCACUUUUGGUGACUGAGGGUUCCUCACUGGUGCUGCCCUGCAACCCCCCUCCAGGCCUGCCUCCUCCCCAGAUUUUUUGGAUAGACAGCAAUAUGAACCCCAUCCCGCAGAAUGAAAGGGUGUCCAUGGGUCAGAAUGGAGACCUGUACUUCUCCAAUGUUCUCGUCCAGGAUGCAGAAAGAGACUACAGCUGCAACGCUCGCUUCAACUUCACACAAACCAUCCAGCAGAAGAACCCCUUCACCCUCAGAGUCCAGACCACGGAGCCUUACAACGACACAUCUUUCAAUGCCACUGACCCGUACGGUGGCCGAAAAGUAGCUGAGUCGCGACCCACCUUCUUGACGCCUUCAGGGAUCCAGAGCUCCAAGAUGGUUCUCAGAGACAAAGAACUGCUGUUGGAAUGCAUCGCUGCUGGCCUUCCCACCCCCUCCAUCACCUGGUUCAAAAAGGGGGCAGAGCUUCCAGCACGGAAGGUAAAGUUUGAAAAAAACAACAAGGUGCUUCGGAUGCUGAGCGUGUCGGAGGAGGACGCUGGGGACUACGUGUGCACCGCCAACAACAAUGUGGGCAUGAUACGCCACACGAUCUCUGUGGAGGUCAAAGGUGAGCAGAGGCAUCUGCACCUCUAUACAUAUGCAGAGAUGUUUGUGCUAAUGCCCCCCACCAUCCCCCCACUAUGUCCCACAGCGGCUCCGUACUGGCUGGACAAACCCACCAACUUGAUUUUAGCCCCAGAUGAGCAUGGCCGUCUGGUGUGUCGAGCCAACGGCAAGCCCAAGCCCACCAUCCAGUGGUUCGUCGAUGGGGAGCCUUUAGAGGCAAAGAUCUCUGAGGGAGACCAACGCAGGGCGUUGUUGGGGGACACCAUCAUCUUUCGCUCGGUGGAGAUUGGAACCAGUGCCGUUUACCAGUGUAAUGCCUCCAACCAGCACGGCUAUUUGCUGGCCAACGCCUUCGUCAGUGUUCUGGACAUGCGCCCCAUGAUGCUGGGUCCCAAAAACCAGCAUAUUCAAGUCAUCGAGAACAACCACACCUUCCUGGACUGUCCCUACUUCGGCUCCCCCAUACCCGAUUUACGCUGGUUUAAGAACGGACAGGGCAGCGGGCUGGACGGUGGGCAGUACCGCGUUUAUGUCAACGGCUCCCUGGAAAUAAGACGGGCCCGGAGAGAGGACGAGGGAACCUACACCUGCGUAGCAACCAACAUGCUCGGCGCCGCAGAGAACCAGGUCCAUCUAGAGGUCAAAGAACCCACUCGAAUCGUGCAAGCCCCUGUGCACCAAUCAGCUGUCAGGGGAACCACGGCUCGUUUUGACUGUAAAGUGAAUUCGGACCCCACCCUGCCCGUCACCGUGACCUGGACCAAGGAUGACAAGCCUCUGGAUCUGAGAUGGAGGCUGAAGAAGGACAAGGAGUCGCUGACCAUCCCCAACGUUAAUGAGGGCGAUGCAGGAACCUACACGUGUAUGGCCAAAUCGGCCAUAGAUCAGGACUCAGUGUCUGCCCGCCUCACCGUGUUAGAGGAUGACUCCCUCCACCCCUCACUGUCUAGUGCCUUGCCGCCAGGUCGCCCAGACCCCCCCAUGGACUUGGAUUUGUCAGACCCAGCAGCCCGUAGCGUUCGCCUCACCUGGAUCCCAGGAAAUGACCACAAGAGUCCUAUUACAGGCUUUCUGGUUCAGUUUGAGGAGGACCGCUGGGAGCCCGGUCGGUGGCAAAACUUAACUAGCUUCUCCGGGGACCUCAACUCCGUUGUCCUGCAGCUCGCCCCUUUCGUGAACUACCAGUUCAGGGUCAUUGCCGUUAACUCAGUAGGUCAGAGCGACCCGAGUCGGCCCUCCCCACGAUAUAAGACCAGCGGGGCAGCCCCUGAUGCCAUUCCUAGAGGUUUGAGAGGAUGGGGGACCAGAAAGGACAACAUGGAAAUAUCCUGGGAGCCCCUGCAGGACCUGGAGAGAAAUGGUCUAAACCUCCAGUACCAUGUGUGGUGGAGGCGAAAGGACUCUGGAGAACAGUGGAACAGCGGGUCGACGCCAUUGUCCAGCUAUGUCGUCCACAACACAGACACCUAUGUGCCUUAUGAGAUCCGAAUCCAGGCCAGCAAUGAGUUUGGGCCUGGACCAGAGUCCAAUGUGGUCAUUGGGUACUCUGGAGAGGAUAAGCCCACAGAAGCACCUCGUCAGCUGCGAGUGUCAAAGGUGAACAGCACAAAGGCUCAUGUGCACUGGAAGGCCGUGAACAUGAGCUCCAUUCGUGGGGAGUUCAAGGAAUACAGACUCUACUACAGUCGUGAGUCCAGUCUGGUUCCUGGCCUGGUGGUCAAGGAGGAGACCAAGAACAAAGGUUUCUACACAACUGCAGAGGAACCGUCUGGAAUUCUCACUGGUCUGGUGCCCUUUUCCAAAUACAAAAUGUUCAUGGUGGUCGCCAACAACCGCUUUGAGAGUCCACCAAGCAACACAGUGGAGUUUACCACCAGGGAGGGGGUUCCAGAUGCUCCCAGGUUCUUCAAGAUUAACCGCAGAACUCUGGACACCCUCUACCUGGAAUGGGACAGACCUCUGGAGCCCAACGGCAUCCUAGUAGGAUACCAGCUGAAGUACCAAGCAGUCAACAGCUCCGGGUCAAGUCGCUCUAAGAUCCUGACUUUCCAGCAUAAUGUGACUGAGUUCACGCUUCGACUUCCGGACCGAUCCGCCCGCUACAAGCUGUUCCUGUCGGCGCUCACCCAGCAAGGGUCAGGGGAGGUCUACGCAGAGGAGUCGCCUCACUUCUCUAAUGAAGAGGGCUUUACUGAGGAAGAAGGCCUAGUCGAGGUUACCAACGUCUUCGUCUACUCCGCUCUCACUCCUACUCCUCCUCUUGCUACUCUUCCUUCCACUACCAUCGCUGCUACAGAAAGUAGAAUCCAAGCAACCACCCCCACAACAACUACAACUACUACCACCACCACUGAGGCGCCCCCCACCACCACAGCUGCAGUGCUGCUCACCAGCAGGGGUCCCGAUUCGAACGUGUUGGUGACCCGCGGGCCUGAGAUCUGGAAUCUGACGGUGGACCCUAACAGUGUCUACGCUAACGUCAGCUGGAGACACAGUUUCCCGGCCGGCAGCAGCGCAUUUGUGCUAGAGUUUGCACUGGACAGCGAGAAGACAAAGAGGGUAGUGAAGAGCGUACCAGUGAUGCAGCAGCCCCCAGUAACUGUAGCGGAUCUGAACGCCAGCACCACCUACCAUCUGAGGGUUUACUCCCAUGAGCUCACCAGCAUCAGCAGCACCUGGGUCACCUUUAAGACCAAAGCAGCAUACAUCGACCAGGUGGACAUCGCCACUAAGGGUUGGUUCAUUGGCCUAAUGUGCGGCAUCGCUCUUAUCAUUCUCAUCCUCCUCAUUGUCUGCUUCAUUAAGAGGAGUCGAGGGGGAAAGUACCCAGGUGCUGGCUGGGUGGCUAUGGUCACAAAGGUUCUGGUCCGCGAUAAAAAAGAUCUGCCCUUGGAUCCAGUGGAUCAUAAAGACCAGGACGGAUCUUUUGACUACCAAAAUGGGUCGUCCGUCCAUGACAGGGACAAAAACCAGAACAGCAGCGACGAAGACAACAAGCCCUUGCAGGGCAGCCAGACAUCGCUGGACGGAAACGUGAAGGAAAGCGAUGACAGUCUGGUAGACUACGGCGAUGGGGGCGAUGGCCAGUUUAACGAGGACGGCUCCUUUAUUGGUCAGUACACGGUGAAAAAGGACAAGGACGAGACGGAGGGCAACGAGAGCUCGGAGGCCACCUCCCCCGUCAACGCCAUUUAUUCCUUGGCGUAGUGGAGACUAGACUCACGCCGGACUCCUCCAGCGCUGCACUGACACCACAAGCCUUUCAUUUCCGUUUGUAGCCAACGGAGGCCAUGUUGGCCCCCUGCCCCCCCCUCACACAGACUGGUGUGCCUUCGGGGCAGCUGGCAACAUCUGAGGCUUCAGCAGGUGCUCUGUGGACGUUAGUUUGUUUGUGGCCUGUUUCUCCCCUCCCAAACACACAUGUCCACACGCAUACGUGCACCAACACACGUGCACACACCGACAUAUCCGCCUUGACGCCGGCAGAAGAGUUUAUCACCCUGAUCAUAGUGAGGAGACAGACACUGCUGGGCCUUCAGGAAUGCUAAAGGCCGUCCCGCCGCACGUGUUGGUUCCAGCAGAGCUAUGCACUUCCACCUCCUUCAUGCCUUCCUGGUUCUGAUCCGAUCCUUAGGAAGUUCAAAAUCACUCUCACCUUUAAUCCAGAGCUGCAGGUGCUCAAAAUGGCCUCAGAGAAAAUGCUGUGUCAGCAUUAGUAUGAAACUAUUGAUGUCCAUUUUGAAACCAUUAAAGUGUAUUAUUACUUUUGAGCACGGUAGUAAACUUAGAGCACGGAAACUUGAGCGAUAAAAGAGAAAUGAUAGUUUAUGCGAGAAAAAAAACCUUCCUGAAUCAAAAGCAUUACAAGUAAAAAAAAAAAAGAAAUCUGGACUUGCGUUCAGACUAUGGUUUUCUUUUCUUACACAGAUAUGUAUGUUUUAUAAUGCAGUCAUCACUUUGUGGCUUGUCACGGGACAAAAAAAUAGAAAUCUUCUAAAUUAUGUUUUUUAUUUGAAUGGCUUUCUGUGUGACACAAGCACAGCACAGGGUACAGGUGUGUCCAGACUUAGCUUUGGUUCUGGUGGACUGAGGAGCACAGGGUUCAGGAACUCACCCCUCUCACUCCAAACAAAAUCUCAUUAGUCAAAAAGGCAGAAAAAAAAAACAAACGUAAAAUCAUUUUAUGAGUGUCCCUUCCAAUAAUGGAUGCUUCUUUUUGGGGGGAUUCAAGAUAAGUCUGAUAAAUGUGUCCUAACUCAAUGAAAAAAAUAAGAAAAAUCAGACUUAACUGUCUUAAAAAUAUAAGCAGAAGACACAAAAAAGUGUUUUUAAUGUGUUUUUGAUGAUCAUUGGCUUAAAACAGAGAUUAUAAAUGACCAGUUAUCUAUCUUUACACUGCAAAGAGUUGUGGGACUGGAUUAGUAUCCUGUGUUUCCUCUGCUAGAGGAGAUAGAAAAGGGAAGAAUCUAACCUCCUCCUCUUCUUUUUUUGUGAUUUCCCUCAGAAAAUAUCCUUUUUUAUGAAAAAAGGGACCAAAAGCUUUUCUUUUUAAUUAUUGAUGGCAUGACCUCAAUACAUUAGUGCCAUCUCUUUACUGUAGCGCGGUCUACUGCUUAGGCAUGGUUGACUAAUGGGCUGUGCCCUCUUCAAGAGGGAUGGUUCUUAUCUCUGGAAUGUGAUCUUUGACUUUAAGUUACCAACCUCGUUCCAUCAGAAAUGCUGUCCCUUUAGGGGUCACCACAGUUGAUCAUCUGCCUCUAUUUAACUGCAUCCUCACCUUCAUGUCCUCCUUCACCACAUCCAGUGAAGGAGGUCCUCCUCUUGGUCUCUUUUUGCUCCAACAUCAUCACAUCAUCGCUUUUCUCUUUCUCAACAUUUAAUGCAUUUAUCUCCAAAACAUCUAACACGAGCUGUUCCUCUAACUGAUUCAUUCCAGAUCCCUUCCACCCUCAUCAUUCCCAAAGAGAACUUCAACAUCUUGCCGCUCUGCUACCUCCAGCUCUGUCUCCUCUCUCUUCGUCAGAGCUGCUGUCUAGACCAUCAACAUGGCAGCUCUCACCACACCUUUCCCAAUCACUGACACUCUAAUAUCACACAUCUGCAAACAUCAUGAUCCACAGAGAUUCCUGUCCAAGCUCAUCUGUCAGUCUGUCUAUUACUAUAGCAAGCAGGAAGGGACUCAAAGCUGAUCCUUCAACUUCCACCUUGAACUCUUUGGUCACACCUCAACACUGUCUCAUACAUGGCUUUGUAUGAACACGCCUCCCAAAGUUUCAGCUCUGUGCUCCUGUCAGUGUCCAUCAGAGAACUUAAAUCAACGCGGCUCUGAGGUCACAUGCUGUCUCAUGUCCUGAAAGCUGAUUGGUCACUUCCGUGCAAGUUUUUGUCAGUGCUCCCUGUAGCAUCUUCAGAAUCAUCAGAUGUUCUUGAUGCUUCAGCUGGACGUCAAAGAUUUAUUUUAUAUUUCUAUUUAUCACACAAUGUGCAUAGAGUUAAUAUAUUAGACUCUAACAGUUGUGUUGUAUAGAGUGGUCAGGAGAUACUGGUUUGAUGCUGUAAACCAACAUCAGUGCUGCUGUCAUUCAUCCAUGUGUUUCUGUUGUAACAUAACCUGUCUGCAUACAAAUGAAUAUUAUUGUUCUCAUUCUUAUAUUCUUUGUAAAUAUAUGAAAUUCAUUUUUUUCCUCCAGAAAUACUUUAUGAGAGUCAAACAUG